UAUCCACACAACAUAAUAAUAAAAACCAUUUAGCUUUGCACAUCGUUCAAAUAUAUUGAAGUAACCCUAGCACUAGCAGCUUCGUUACGAGUCGCCACCACUGACGGCAGUUUCCAGCACGGAAGCAUCGCAUCGUUUCUCGUCUCGUAACAAACAAUCGUUGAAAUCUGAACAAUGGCGUAUGCUGCUAUGAAACCCACAAAGGUUGGUUUGGAAGAGUCUCAGGAGCAGAUCCACAAGAUUAGGAUAACCCUCUCCUCGAAACACGUCAAAAAUCUCGAGAAGGUUUGUGCUGACUUGGUUCGCGGUGCCAAGGACAAGCAUCUUAGGGUUAAGGGACCUGUCAGGAUGCCUACUAAAGUUCUUAACAUCACUACAAGGAAGUCCCCUUGUGGUGAAGGUACCAACACUUGGGAUAGGUUUGAACUCCGUGUCCACAAGAGAGUCAUUGAUCUCUACAGUUCCCCAGAUGUGGUUAAGCAGAUUACCUCCAUCACAAUUGAACCUGGUGUUGAGGUUGAGGUUACCAUUGCAGACGCUUGAUCUUAAAUCAAGUUUUAACUUAUGUUCCCUAGUUCUUUUUUCCUCCUGUAUUUGGUCAGUUUCGUUUUUGGGACAAAGUUGGCUUGCUUUCUAUAGUUUUGCAGUUGUUGACAUUCAAUGAAUUCUUGAAGAAAUGUGAUGCUUAAUAUGCUUUAGAUUCUUAUUCCAUGUUCGAUGUUUAUUUUGAUAUUAUAUCACAUUUAUUUUAUGUAUUCAGUUAGCAAAAUAUGCAAUGAAUUCAAUUUUCAUAUUA
This is a messenger RNA of Cicer arietinum (chickpea), 796 nucleotides long. RefSeq names its product small ribosomal subunit protein uS10y. Gene Ontology annotation, cellular component: ribosome; small ribosomal subunit. The record is from RefSeq and is a predicted model, not a curated record. Gene Ontology annotation, molecular function: structural constituent of ribosome. Gene Ontology annotation, biological process: translation. Lineage: Eukaryota; Viridiplantae; Streptophyta; Magnoliopsida; Fabales; Fabaceae.